AUGAAGGAGGAAAAAGGAAAACGAAUAAACACAAAAGAUGUUAAUAAAAAAAGAAAAAAAAAUAAAAUAAAAAAUAAAAAAAGUGCAAAGAAGCCAAGUGAUAUUGUAAGCUGCAUAGCAUUUUUGCCAAAGGAUAAAAAAAAGCAAACGAGGGGGAAAAUCGAUCGGCUUAGCGAAUAUGAUGAAACGAGCGAUUACGAAGAAACAGAAGAGUCCCAAAAAAAACCUAGAGAUGAAUCAUAUUCUGAUAUGUAUGAUACGUGGAAAAAUAUAUUUAAUGACGAAAGGGAAAACAAAAAAGUAAUAAGAGAAGAUACUAUCAUAGAAAACAAUAAAAAAUAUAUAUUCGAAGAUGAAUUAAAUAUUGAAAAAAAUGAUGCUUUAAUUCUUAAUGGAAAAAUAUAUAGUGAUAUAGGAACAUUGGAAAUUCAUAUUGUUAACUACGAUGAAGAUAUCUUUAAUAUUUAUGAUGAUGUAAUACUUGACGACUACCCCAUAUGUCUGGAAGUUAUAAAUGAAUCAUAUUAUAAAAAUAAAAAUAUUGUAGCUAUUGGAACUAUGAAAAAUGACAUUGGCCUCUGGGACAUUGGCAACAUCGACACACUGGAGGCUCUCAGUUAUUUGGGUUCCAAUGAUGUGAAUACGAAUGGGCAAAAGAGAAAAAAAAAACAAAAGUUUGGUGAUAUCGCAAAAGUGGAAGAAGCGGAUGAAGUGGAAGAGGGAGAUGAAGUGAAAGAAGUAGACAAAGUGAAAGAGGCAGACAACGUGAAAGAGGCAGACAACGUGAAAGAGGCAGACAACGUGAAAGAGGCAACUCAUGCAGAAAAAACAAUCCACGUGAACGCAAAGACGGAUGGAAAGUCCCGACGCAGGGAAGAAAAAAAAAAAAGGAUGAGGGGAAAAAGAAAAGAAAGCGAAAACAACCUGCACGGUCACACAGAAUGUGUAACAUGCCUUAAUUCGUCUAAAUUAAUACCAAAUUUGUUGUGCAGUGGAUCGAAAGAUUGUUCCAUUAAAUUAUGGGACCUAUCUAAUUUGACAUUUUUACAUACGUUUAAAUUUCACAAAAAAAAAAUUAAUAAUGUUUCAUUUCAUUCGAAAGAAAGAAAUAUUUUAUUUUCCACCUCAUCAGAUAAAACUUUAAAAAUAUAUGAUAUAAGAAAAAAUACAGUUGGGCUAAAUAUUAACUUGACCUCUACUCCUGAAUCAACUAUUUGGAAUAAAUCCAUUGAAAUGGAAAUAUUUUCAUCCGAUGUUGAUGGUUACAUAAGCAAGAUAGAUAUACGCUAUGUUACAGAAUCGUCUUCAUUUUUUUCACACAAUAACAUUAACAGAUUUAAGGCAUUUGAAAAUUCAUGCAUUUCUCUGCUUAGUACCUCGUACCAAAAUUUGACCCUCGCAGGAUCUGAAGAUGGUCUUGUGAAAGCAUACGAUUUUGGAGUUUUCAGUAACAACCAAAGCCCGAAAUGUGUAUACACGAAGAAUCUUAAAAGAAACCUGUAUUGUAUGAAGGAUAACGAAGACUGGCCAAAUGUAGUAUUUUUUGGGUGUGAUAAACUGUAUGAUUGGAAUAUGAACUUGUGCAAGGAAAUAAAUGAAUACUUCAAGUUAUGA
This is a messenger RNA of Plasmodium gonderi, 1614 nucleotides long. RefSeq lists its product as hypothetical. Lineage: Eukaryota; Apicomplexa; Aconoidasida; Haemosporida; Plasmodiidae. Bases 1 to 1614 code for a protein of 537 amino acids. The record is from RefSeq and is a predicted model, not a curated record. Gene Ontology annotation, molecular function: protein binding. The transcript is spliced from 3 exons. Gene Ontology annotation, cellular component: nucleus. Gene Ontology annotation, biological process: rRNA processing.